AUGACACCUUGCUCUGAUGAUGUUCGUCAAAUGACGAACGAAAGCUUAGCACCAUUUCACCGGAAUCUAAUGAGAUUGUCUCGGCAACAGCGUCAGCAUGAAUCUUCCAGGAAUCCGCUGUCGUCUUCUGGUGCAACCGACCGUCGUGUUAAGGUCAAACGACUGCAGUACAACAGGAUUCAUUCGUCCCAUUCUGGUGAGAUCGACCUAUGA
Protopolystoma xenopodis is the source of this 213-nucleotide messenger RNA. The record is from the annotation of a GenBank genome assembly. NCBI's taxonomy places the organism in Eukaryota, Metazoa, Platyhelminthes, Monogenea, Polystomatidea, Polystomatidae.